Messenger RNA from Amaranthus tricolor (Joseph's coat), 2163 nucleotides. RefSeq lists its product as uncharacterized. Gene Ontology annotation, molecular function: RNA-DNA hybrid ribonuclease activity; nucleic acid binding. The record is from RefSeq and is a predicted model, not a curated record. The transcript is spliced from 4 exons. The coding region runs from base 1 to 2163 and encodes 720 amino acids. Gene Ontology annotation, biological process: DNA integration. NCBI's taxonomy places the organism in Eukaryota, Viridiplantae, Streptophyta, Magnoliopsida, Caryophyllales, Amaranthaceae.
AUGAUAACAAAAAGCAAGCACGCAACUCAGCACGCUGCGGACUUGCGUGAAACGUUCAAUACCCUCCGUAAACACCAGAUGAAGCUCAAUCCGGACAAGUGUGUGUUCGGGGUCACAGGAGGAAAAUGUCUCGGCUUCUUGGUAGACGAACGGGGCAUCGAGGCAAAUCCGGAUAAGAUUCAGGCCAUUCAAAACAUGAGAUCCCCCACCUCCGUAAAAGAAGUGCAAAAGCUUACGGGGUGUAUAGCCGCACUAGGAAGAUUCCUUUCAAAGUCAGCAGACAAAUGCCUGCCUUUCUUCAAAACAAUAAAGCAACAGAAAUUCGAAUGGACCGCGGAAGCAGAAGAGUCUUUCCGUCAGCUCAAGGAGCACUUGUCAGCCCUGCCAAAACUAGUUUCGCCCAUCAACGGGGAAAAGCUAGUUUUAUAUGCCUCUGUCUCCGAAUACUCGUUAUCCGGAGUGCUUGUGGCGGAAAGGGAAAAGAAGCAGCUCCCAAUAUACUAUGUGAGUCAUGCAUUCCGCGGCUCAGAAGGGAACUAUUGCGAAGUGGAAAAGGUCAUAUUUGCGAUUCUGGAAGGAAAAAAUAAAUCAAGCCGCGUUACCGAUUGGGCAAACCAGCUAGCAGACUUCGGCAUCGAAUACGAGCCUCGAACGGCAAUUAAAGCACAAGCCUUGGCUGACUUUAUUGCUGAAAGCACUUCCCCCCCUCCUGCUGAAGUUAAUCGAGAAUGGAAAUUGUAUGUAGACGGGUCUUCAACACAAUCGGCGAGUGGGGCCGGACUCCUCAUUGUGUCCUCCGCCGAGGUCCGCAUGGAAAGGGCGGUCAGAUUUGAGUUCGCGGCAUCCAACAAUGAGGCCGAGUAUGAAGCAUUGCUGAUGGGGCUGAAAAUCUGCUGCGAGGCUGGGGCUAAAGAAUUGGCCGCAUUCUCGGAUUCCCAAUUGAUAGAGGGGCAAGUAAACGGGGAAUUCGAGGCUAAAGAUGAUAGCAUGAAAAUGUAUCUGCAGCAAGUGAAGGACUUUAUCCCAAAGUUUGACAAGUUCACGUUGGAGCACAUUCCACGAUCCCAAAAUGCCCAGGCCGAUUCCCUAGCAAAACUUGCCAGCUCCGCAGAUACUUCCGCGGCUCGUGAUAUAAUUUGGGAAGUGCUCCCCAACCCCAGCAUCAACUUCAUGAUCAACACCAUCGACAGAUCUGAAACAUGGAUGGGGCCAUACGUUAAGUACUUGCAAGAUCAAACGCUCCCCCAAGACGAGAAUCAGGCCAAAAUGCUCCAGAAGAAAGCCAAAUGGUUCGAACUUCAUGAAGGAACGCUUUAUAAAAAAUCAUACACACAUCCCCUCUUGAAAUGUGUUGCUCCUGAGGAAGAAAACUAUAUCCUACGAGAAAUACACGAAGGCGGAUGCGGAAUACAUCAGGGAGUACGAACGGUCAUUAGCAAAGUCCUUAGAAGUGGUUAUUAUUGGCCUUCACUCCGGAAAGGCGCGGAAGAGUUGAUCCUACGAUGUCCUGAAUGUCAGUAUCACUCGAAGAUAGGGAGAAAACCCUCUAAUUACUUGACCGUCUUGCAAGCCGUCCUGCCAUUCGACAAAUGGGGUAUGGAUCUCCUUGGCCCUUUUCCACCAGCAAAGGGGCAACGCAAGUUCAUCAUUGUGGCUAUUGAUUACUUCACUAAGUACGUAGAAGCAGAGGCUCUUAGUUCGAUCACAGACAAGCAAGUCUGCCAGUUUUUAUGGCGGAACAUCAUCACAAGAUACGGCAUACCGAGGGUGAUCAUUACGGAUAAUGGAAGGCAAUUUGUCAGCAAGAACACCAUUCAGUAUUGCGACAAAUUCCACAUCCAAAUCAGAUUUAGUUCUGUGUCCAGGCCGCAAACUAACGGUCAAGUCGAGUCCGCCAACAAAGAGAUACUAAAUGGUAUCAAAAAGAAGAUAGAAGGGAAGAUGAUUCGUAGCUUCAACCGCCAUGUGAAAACAAGACGUAUCCAAGUCAAUGAUCUCGUCCUCCGAAAAGUCGAAGCUACUGGGAAGAUUGUUGAAAAAGGAAAGUUAGGGGCCAAUUGGGACGGACCUUUCAAAGUCACCGGCAUCAUCAAACCAGGAACCAAAAAUUCCGCGGGCUCAGACGAUAGAAGCCACGGCUCAACAAACAAGACUGGGAGUUGA